GGUUUAUGCAGAUUCUAUGACUUUGUGCCUACUUCCACGCUCCUUCAAGACGGACCUGCCACUAUCAGCACGCCCACGCCAACAGUGACUGGCUUGCAGGCGACAGCAACAAAUGACGCGGAAGCUGGCUUCACGUCAUCGACAAUCACCAUCGCGUCAGCCGUCGCGUUCCCUUCCGCAUGGCCGCGACGUAUCGUGCCACAAGAUGCGCCCUCUACUCCACCUAGCGGCACUCAGAUGGUUUCCAUACUCUUUGGAUCAUCGCUCUCCUGGCCCUGGCUGGUCCAGACGCCAGAUGCAUCUGCCCAGAUCUUUGCUUUCAUGCCCAAUUUGCUAUCCUCGGCGCUCAAUCUGUCGACUGGCCUCAUCUCUACAGUUGCGCUACAAGCUUAUCAGCCGCAGACAUUCAACGAGACGAACAACAACAUGCUGUCAUUAUGGCUUGGCUAUGUUCCCGCUACGAGUGUGUCAUACCUCGCUGCACAAAUCAAGACGCCAAGCAGCCCGUUGUAUACCAACUCGAGCGGCAUUCAGCACGAGCUCGCCAUGGCUAUCAAUCCAACACUGCCCAUCACAGCGUUCUCAUCGACGUCAGACUCGAGCACGCCCUCUGACGAGUCAACAGGCGGAGCAUCAUCAUCGUCGAGCUCUUCUGCGACAACGAGCACAUCUACUGUUGGCGCAGUUGUUGGCUCGUUCGGCGCAGUUGUGCUACUUGUAGGUGCAGCGCUCACGCUCAAGACGCGCCGUCGACGAAUGGCAGAGCAAGUGUCAUCGACCUCUCAGUCAUACGGUGCUACAAUGUCCCAACCCGCCACAGUCGGAGGACUCCGUCAGCUUGUCCUUGGCAGCGACGGUCGACGGAUCUCGACAGCAGGCGCACCCGUAACCUCGUUCGCGCAUUCUCGGACAACGUCAGCAGAGACACGCAAUUCUUGGUGGCGGUACAGCGAUCCGUCUGAUCAAUCGCAUAGCGAGACGAGCUCGUCAUCGUCACACAAUCAACCCAGGCGGAUUGGCAGUAGUCGGAUCGCUGCAGGAGAAAGGCCCGCGAUUUCGAAGCCGUACAUGAACAUGAACAGUCUCAUGCUAUGAGCGGUCUUGUAGCUUGAAUCACUGUAAGAAUA
Messenger RNA from Mixia osmundae IAM 14324, 1127 nucleotides. RefSeq lists its product as uncharacterized. The record is from RefSeq and is a predicted model, not a curated record. Gene Ontology annotation, molecular function: osmosensor activity. Gene Ontology annotation, biological process: signal transduction involved in filamentous growth; fungal-type cell wall organization; hyperosmotic response. Gene Ontology annotation, cellular component: plasma membrane; cell surface; extracellular region. The transcript has a single exon. Bases 238 to 1095 code for a protein of 285 amino acids. Lineage: Eukaryota; Fungi; Basidiomycota; Mixiomycetes; Mixiales; Mixiaceae.